Molecule: messenger RNA, 594 nt
Organism: Schistocerca nitens (vagrant locust)
Lineage: Eukaryota; Metazoa; Arthropoda; Insecta; Orthoptera; Acrididae
Product: ankyrin repeat and SOCS box protein 8-like
Exons: 1
Coding region: 1-594 (197 amino acids)
Cellular component (GO): cytoplasm; nucleus
Molecular function (GO): protein binding
Source: RefSeq, a predicted model, not a curated record
AUGGAAAUGCAUCGAGAAUCCAGUCGAACUGGUCAACAGGACCAGAGCAGACACUCAGACUGUUGCACACCAUUGUACUUAGCAACCAACAGCGAUAGCGCAGAAUUUGUCAAGUUGCUGGCCUAUGAAGUCAAAAACCUUUGGUUGACAGAUGGGUAUUCUCUCACAGUACUGCACUAUACUGGCAAUGAUGAAAGUUUGAAGCGCCUCCUACGUGCAGCUGCUCGCAGUAUCCCGGUGAGAGGCAUCUUUAACACACUUCUCAUUGAGACAGCAAAAAGAGGUAACGCCUUGCGUGUGAGGCAGCUGUUGCAAGCGAAAACAGAUGUGACAGCGAGGGUCGCUAACAGUGUCAGUGCCGUGCUAUGCACCGUACUGAGCAGCAACCCAGAGUGUUCGAGGCAUCUCCCGAAAGUUGGUGUAGAUAUACAGGAGAAGGAGGGUUCUGGUUUCACUCCCCUAAGUAGGGCACCAGAAGAAGACAGUUCAGCAUAUGUCAGGCUACUAGUGGAAGCAGGAGCUGACGUUCACAGGAGGAACAAAGAUAAUGACACACCUCUACAUUUUGCCAGCCUCUGCAGUGACACAGAAUGA